AUGAACUUCCGUUGGAAAGUGUGGUUUGCAAGUCAUGCUCUAGUAAGCCACGGAGUUGUGGCACGGUCGAAAGUAUCGGUUCCCUUGACGAAUACCAUCAACCUCUACACCGUCCCGAUGGGCAUAGGCCAACCACCUCAAUUCCGCGAUUUGGCCCUUGAUACCGGUUCUUUUGUAGCAUGGUGUGGAGCCAUAACACCUUACGUUGCGACUAAAUCGACGGUCAAUCUAAACUUGCACAUGCACAUCAACUAUGGAGUAGGGUAUGUAGACGGGUCUUACGUUAAUGACACCAUCACCUUUGAGUCGGGGAAUGGGGGUGCACGAAUCGAGAUACCAAACAUGACCAUCGGAAACGCUACCACUUCCGUUGGACUUGACGGUUACGACGGGCAAAUAGGAUUAAAUCCUGUUCCGCGUAAGGAUCCCUCGGUGAUCGAAAAUCAAACACUGAUGGCGUACAUGUGGAGUGGUGGUUUUCUUGAAAAGAACAUGUUCUCGGUCUCCUUCAAACCCACACGCUCGAUGACACCAGAAAAAAAUGGACUUAUUACAUUUGGCGGCAUUGAACCUUCACUAUUUAUUGGCCAGAUCUAUUGGUAUAGUUGCCAAACAGAUGGAUAUUGGUGGGAUUGGACGGUCGACGUAACUUAUGGAAAAGUAGAGCUAAGUUCAGGCCCAAUCCGAGGUAUAUUUGAUACUGGUCUCACACUUGGACCAUCUCUAUCCGAUGACCUAUUUGCCAAGUAUUUAGCUGAGAUACCGGGUGCAAUUUGGGAUGCUGAUGAUUUUGCCAAGAAUAAUCCGGAUUGGAGUGUAAACCGCCACCUCUUAAAGAUCCCAAAGACUUCAAUCAGUCAGAUGAAUGACUUAUGCUUCACAGCUAGUGAUAAGCGCCCCUGGUGUUUCACUCCUGAAGCUCAAUUGGUACCUGAAGGCGUGCUUCCUGAUGACACCUAUCGUUAUUCGUUCAUCACACCAGGCUCAGGGAAAUCAUCAUUCAGCUUUGGCAUGAAAGGCCAUGAGAGAUACUAUGUAGUAUAUGAUUCAGAAAAUUACAGGAUCGGUCUAGCAGAGACAGCUUGGACCAAGACAAAGUUCUGA
This is a messenger RNA of Melampsora larici-populina 98AG31, 1104 nucleotides long. Its product is annotated as aspartic peptidase A1. The transcript is spliced from 7 exons. The record is from RefSeq and is a predicted model, not a curated record. Bases 1 to 1104 code for a protein of 367 amino acids. Gene Ontology annotation, biological process: proteolysis. Gene Ontology annotation, molecular function: aspartic-type endopeptidase activity. Lineage: Eukaryota; Fungi; Basidiomycota; Pucciniomycetes; Pucciniales; Melampsoraceae.